This is a messenger RNA of Conger conger (European conger), 2376 nucleotides long. RefSeq names its product protein arginine methyltransferase 1 (gene prmt1). The coding region runs from base 8 to 1084 and encodes 358 amino acids. Lineage: Eukaryota; Metazoa; Chordata; Actinopteri; Anguilliformes; Congridae. The transcript has 10 exons. Gene Ontology annotation, cellular component: nucleus. The record is from RefSeq and is a predicted model, not a curated record. Gene Ontology annotation, molecular function: protein-arginine N-methyltransferase activity.
AGUCACAAUGUUGGCUGUACGUCAGUUGAAAUUGCGCAGAGUUGAAAUGGCGGAGACGACGGACAGGAUGGAGGGGGAAAGCUCAGUGAAGCCUUCGGCGGAGGAUAUGACGUCUAAGGACUAUUACUUCGACUCCUAUGCCCACUUUGGCAUUCACGAGGAGAUGCUGAAAGACGAAGUCCGCACGCUCACCUACCGCAACUCCAUGUUCCACAACAAGCACCUGUUCAAGGACAAGGUGGUACUGGAUGUGGGCAGUGGCACCGGCAUCCUGUGCAUGUUCGCGGCCAAGGCCGGCGCCAAGAAGGUCAUCGGGAUCGAGUGCAGCAGCAUAUCUGACUACGCGGUGAAGAUCGUCAAGGCCAACAAACUGGACCAGAUCGUGACGAUCAUCAAGGGGAAGGUGGAGGAGGUGGAGCUGCCGGUGGAGCAGGUGGACAUCAUCAUCUCGGAGUGGAUGGGCUACUGCCUCUUCUACGAGUCCAUGCUCAACACCGUCAUCUACGCCCGUGACAAGUGGCUGAAACCAGACGGGCUGAUAUUCCCCGACCGAGCCACCCUGUACGUCACGGCCAUCGAGGACCGGCAGUACAAGGACUACAAAAUCCACUGGUGGGAGAACGUCUAUGGCUUCGACAUGUCCUGCAUUAAGGAGGUGGCCAUAAAGGAGCCUCUGGUGGAUGUGGUGGAUCCCAAACAGCUGGUCAGCAGCGCCUGUCUCAUCAAGGAGGUGGACAUCUACACGGUGAAGAUCGAGGACCUGUCCUUUACCUCGCCCUUCUGCCUGCAGGUGAAGAGAAACGACUACAUCCACGCGCUGGUCACCUACUUCAACAUCGAGUUCACCCGCUGCCACAAGCGCACCGGCUUCUCCACCAGCCCAGAGUCUCCGUACACGCACUGGAAACAGACGGUGUUUUAUCUCGAUGACUACUUGACAGUGAAAGCAGGAGAGGAGAUCUUCGGCACCAUCAACAUGAAACCUAACGUCAAAAACAAUCGAGAUCUUGACUUCACAGUGGACAUCGACUUCAAGGGCCAGCUCUGCGAGGUGUCCAAGACCUCCGAGUACCGGAUGCGCUAGCUGCUCCUGCUGGCGCGCGUGCAGGAAGGAGCAGUGGGGUUUGUGUGUGCGCGUGUCUACGCACGUGUGAUGUCAGUUCCUGUUUCUCUUUUUUUUUUUUUUGCCUAAGCUGUGACAUGAUUCUUGUAACAAUAUUUUUAAAGAUUAAGUUUUGCUUUUGAGACAUUUUGUUCAGAAAUGGUUAGUUUUUAAAAUGCGCGUCUGUGAAGUGACAAAGCCAAAUUGGAACACCACAACAUGUGCAAUAUUCUCUGAGGAUGUGUGUGUGUGUCGUAGUUCUGUUGGCUUUCACAUGAUCGUACCAGACCCUCAGCAACAUACCGCAGGAUACUUGGAUGAACGUUUAUGUAGCGCACGCACUCACACUGACCCCACCACUUGCCUGUAUAUAGUGUUUGUUUAAAAAAGGAACGAACGAUGUUCAGCCGCUUUUAUGUCUCCAUUGUAACCAUGGAAACCUGUUGACAUGACCGUGCCCCUCCAUUUCCUGUCUUUAAAAAAAAAAACAAAAAAAAAACAAAACGAGUUCUUAAGAUGGUUUCCUUUCCUUGACCAAUCGGUGUCUUAUCUUCAUGAAAAGGCUGUCAUUGGUGAAUUUUUGGAUUCCAUUACGCUGUAAGGAGCAACGGUCAUGCUUUGAAGAACGUUGUGAUGAAUUCUCACCGAACGGUCGCGGAACAUCGCGGCGGCGACCAGCGGACCGGGCGAUGAGCGUGCAGCGCGGUACAGCGGCCGUCCUUCUGGACCCUUCUCCAGCAGCAGUGCACUUUGAGGCUGCCGGGGCAGCCCUCCAGCAUGUCAGUGUUUUCACCCAGUCUCUGCGGCGUCAGUGUUCAGUGUUUUACUCUACGGCGUAGGUCAGGAUCUGUUACCAACGCGCGCCCCCAACGCCCCUCGUUCGGCCCACAGCACUAGGCACCCCCAGGUUCAGUAGAGGCCAGCGGGCCUGGGUGUGGGCCCACAGCACUAGGCACCCCCAGGUUCAGUAGAGGCCAGCGGGCCUGGGUGUGGGCCCACAGCACUAGGCACCCCCAGGUUCAGUAGAGGCCAGCGGGCCUGGGUGUGGGCCCACAGCACUAGGCACCCCAAAGUUCAGUAGAGGCCAGCGGGCCUGGGUGUGGGGCGGGCCUGGCCAAGGCUCCCCCGGGUUCUGUCUCCUGUCUGUGGUUGGGGAGCUGGUCUGUUGGGAAGUUUAUGCUUCUGGGUUUUGUUUUGUUUUUUUCUUUUUUUUUUGGUUAUUUGUUUAUUUUUGCUGCUUUUUUUAAUAAAAUAAAUGGGGAAACUGAGGUUUA